This is a messenger RNA of Prorocentrum cordatum, 651 nucleotides long. NCBI's taxonomy places the organism in Eukaryota, Dinophyceae, Prorocentrales, Prorocentraceae. The record is from the annotation of a GenBank genome assembly.
AUGCCGACCCAGAAGGUCAAGAUCAUCAAGCCCCGGAGCACUCGCUCGCUUUCGCAUCUACGCCAGCAGGUGCUGAGGACUCAGCGCGACAUCAUCGAAUCGGACCCGGAGCUGGAGGUGAUCCCGGAGUACGUGGAGGAAGCGGGGUCAGAGAUCGAGAUGAACUGGGAUCAGACUCCCGACCCCUGGGUCGACACCGAGCUGCAGCGCAUCAACUUCGAGGAGGAGGCCAUGGCGGUGGUCGAGAACCCGGCCGUUCGCACGUGGCGCAGGUGGUCCAUCAAGAUGGCGCUGUUCCUCAGGGUCUGCGCGAUCUCGCGCCAGUCGGCGAUCAUGGCCCUGCGCGUGACUCUGAUGGGCAAGGUAGAGGAUGAGCAGUCGAGCUGUUCCCACCCGUUGGCCACAAGGUGGAGCGGCGGGAACCAGCACGGGCACUACUCGAAAUGCAAGAUGCGCGACAAGCGACUGGCGUCCGUGAGAAAGACAAAGGAGAACAUCGAGGAGGCGCGCCUGAAGAUGAAGCGCGAGAAGAAGCUCAAGAAGGAGGAGCCCUGUGGUGUUGCGAGGGGGGGGCGGAGUCCAGUGACGAUCGGCUCCGACGGUUUUGCAUUUCGAUUGCCAGAGUGGAUGGGGCCAUUCCCCUCAGAGUAG